CUUACCUUUCUCUUUUCUUAAUUCCGUCUCUAUCCUCUCUACUACUCCCCUUUCUUCAAUCCCUCUCUCCCUCCCCGCUCUCUCUCUCUCUCUCGCGAUUAGAUGGAAUCAUUGCUAGCAAGUUAUGCAUCUUCUUCGGAUGACGAAGAAAAUAAUUCAAUCAAACCCCCACCUGCACCUCCUUCAAAACCAUCUGUAUUCUCAUCUCUCCCACCUCCCAAAUCAAAUCUCUCUAAACCCUCCCCUUCUUCUUCUUCUUCUCAACAAACCACUCCCAAAUCGACAACCCCUUCUCAACCUAACCCUAAACCCUCUUUGUUCUCUGCCCUUCCCAAGCCCAAAGCACAAACCAUAGACACGCCCAAAAUCCCAAAAAAAAUCGUCCAAUUUCGCCCACCCAUUAACCCAAUCACCCCAGACGAUGACGAUGACGAUGUGGCAAAGGAGAAGCAAAGAAAAAACUCAGAAUCUUUGAAUUUAAUCAACAAUUCUUCUUUUAAAUCCAUCUCAUCGAUUAUUCCUGCUCCCAAGAACUCAAUGUCGUUGGGCGGUUCCUCCUCCUCCUCUUCGGGCACUGCACGUCGAUCGAUUCUCGAAGCUGAUGCCUCUCCUGCAGCGACCUCUACUCAUGGUAGUCUUUCUACUAAGCCACUUAAUGAUAAUAUUCCUAUUGAUAACUCGGUGAAUGAGAACUAUGCAAAUUACAAUACUUAUGCUAGUACUGGAUAUAAUGCUGCUGCUACCGAUACUUCUAUUGCGGUUCCACCUAGUAAUGAUUAUGCACCUUAUGAUGCUACUUACGCUGCUGCGUAUGGUCCUGCCUAUGAUGAUGCUUCCAAUUUGGCUCCCGCUACGGACAAUUAUGCUAAUUAUGAUGUUGCUUAUCCUGCUUAUGACACCAAUUACGGCCAACAAUAUGAAAAUAAAUGGAUUGAUAAGUCCAACACAACAACAGAGACACCAGCAAUGCCAGUAGAAAUUAUGGGUAGAAAUUCUGGAAAGAGAGGCAGGAAUGAUUUUCCUUCGGAGAUGAUUGAGGUUAAGCAGGAUGAGUUGAUGAAGAAUAGACCAAGGGAAGACACUGCCAAGUUGACUGGGAUUGCAUUCGGUCCUUCUUACCAGCCUGUUUCUGCCAAAGGGAAGCCUUCAAAGUUGCACAAGAGGAAGCAUCAGAUUGGUACUCUGUAUUUUGACAUGAGGCAGAAGGAGAUGGAGCUCGCAGAGAGGAGAGCCAAAGGAUUCCUCACCAAAGCUGAAACACAAGCCAAGUAUGGGUGGUAGGGUUGUCGAGGGUUACAACGUCAUCAUUUAAAGCUGAGCAAACCAAAUGUGCCAUGAUUGCUUGUUUUUAGACAAUUCCAAGAUGCGGGUUACAACGUCAUCAUUUAAAGCUGAGCAAACCAAAUGUGCCAUGAUUGCUUGUUUUUAGACAAUUCCAAGAGCAUCAUCAUUUGUCAAUGUAUGUACGAUGAUAUAAGUUACGAUGAUGCUGAAAUGUAACAUGAGAAGUUGUGGAUUAGUGUUUCAAGUGCUGAUCUUGUUGGUCAAUUCCCAUCAGCUUGUUAGCAACAUGAUAAAAUCAAUUGCUUGCUAGACUUUUAGAGCUUUUGUACCAUGUGCUGUCUGCUUAUUAAAGUGUUAUAGUGUA
Messenger RNA from Daucus carota subsp. sativus, 1648 nucleotides. RefSeq lists its product as uncharacterized. Gene Ontology annotation, cellular component: nucleus. The record is from RefSeq and is a predicted model, not a curated record. The coding region runs from base 103 to 1281 and encodes 392 amino acids. The transcript is spliced from 2 exons. NCBI's taxonomy places the organism in Eukaryota, Viridiplantae, Streptophyta, Magnoliopsida, Apiales, Apiaceae.